AUGGCUGCGUCUGGCUUUCUCCCCAACAACCACAAUUUUCGGCCCACCAUGGCAUCGCCAUCACUAUACAAUAUGAGCUCGCGCGAGACUCCCAGAUACGGACUCUCUUCGAUCACAGACUCUUCAUCCCCCAUGGCUUGCGUUCUUAUUCGACACUUGCCGCCGACUACGACAGAGGAGUCGCUGCGAUUGAUGUUUGUUUGGUCGCAAGAGCUUGUUGAUGUAGAGCUUCUUCCUGUGAACUUGUCAGAAGAUAAUGGGUUUUGUUCAGCUUACCUCCGAUUCCGAUCCAUGGCUGGUGCCGAAGAGGCGAAGAGGAUGCUUGACGGGCGUGCAAACAUUUCCAGUAGCGCCGAAAUGAUUGUGGACAUAGUCUCCAACAGCUCCGUUGGCGCGCGACGAUAUCCUAAUGACAGUACAUUGGGUAAUGCCUCGGGCUCAACGUCCUCAAAUGCGUCAUCAACUUCUAUGACUGGACCGAGACAAGUUGCAAGAUUCAAUGGCACUUUCCAGACUCUUGAGAACAUUUCACCCCAAACAAACAACGCCUACCCGGGGCACGAACUUCCUAACCCAGAUUCGAGCGCCCAUUAUCAGAACCUCUUUUCGCCACAAUCUCCUAUCGGCAAUCACUUGACCGAGCACGGUAGAAUAUCAGGGAAAACCCUCAUUGCUAACGAUGCUUUCGAGGAUGAUGAAACGAGCGACCUGCUGAAAGACCCCGUUGCUUAUGCUGAGAUCAACGGCGCAAGCAACCAGCGCAGGGCAACGGCUCCCCAACUCCCUAUCAACGGAUUGGCUGCCCUUUCACUCAACACCAAUAACAUGCCAUCACCUUCUUCAUCCCUGCCUCAAUUUUCCAACCCCAUGUCGGCACAGUCUACACUCAUGUCUCCAUUAGACAAGGCUCCUUUUGGUGGUCACACGGCCUUCAACUCGCCAUUUGGACGACAAAUCCAUCCCCCAGUCAACCCGGCUGAUCAGAACCCACCUUGCAAUACCCUUUACGUAGGCAACCUGCCUCCCAACGCUUCGGAAGAGGAGCUCAAGACUCUCUUUGCCAAGCAGCGAGGCUACAAACGCCUAUGCUUCCGAACCAAGGGAAAUGGGCCGAUGUGCUUUGUCGAGUUUGAAGAAGUCACUUUUGCUACCAGAGCCUUGAAAUCGCUCUAUGGGCACCUUUUGCACAACAGUGUUAAGGGCGGAAUCCGGCUCAGCUUCUCCAAGAACCCUCUCGGUGUCCGUGGUCAAGGUCCAGCCCACUCAAACACGAAUAUUAUGGGUGGAAUGAACGGAAGCAUGGGUGGUUCUGCGAAUGGUUUCCCGUCAGCAAACAGGCCACCUCCUGGGCUCUCUGCCCCUCCAGGACUUGGAAGUGGUCGACUUCAUCACCAUGGUGCGCCUCCUGUGAACAAUGGUUAUGGUGGUGCGGGCUACGGUGGUGCCACAAAGUACAACAGCUGGAAUGGACAAGUAUACAACGGCCAUGUUGCUACUCCGACCAACGGUAAUUACAGUUCGUCAGGGGGUUUCCCCCCACCCUACAUGAUGGGGAAGUGA
Molecule: messenger RNA, 1560 nt
Organism: Fusarium sp. VM40
Lineage: Eukaryota; Fungi; Ascomycota; Sordariomycetes; Hypocreales; Nectriaceae
Source: the annotation of a GenBank genome assembly